GUAAGGCACAGAGCGCCCGCGCCACCUGCACCACUUCCGGGUGGCUGCGGAGUUUUGCCGCCGGGUAACGGCGGUGACAGAAACUGGCGGGGAGAUGCCGGAGAUCGCGGUCCGACAUGUGGUGUCUGCGAGCAGCUCCGACCCGACUCACUGCUCCGAGAACCUACUCAAGGCGGACACUUAUCGCAAAUGGAAGGCUGCCCAGGCUGGAGAGAAGCAAGUCUCCGUCAUAUUACAGUUUGAGAAAGAGGAGCAGAUUCACAGCAUCGACAUUGGCAACGAAGGCUCCGCAUUUGUGGAAGUGCUGGUCGGCAGCUCGGCCUCCUCUAGCGAGCAGAACUAUGAGGUCCUGCUGGUCACGUCUUCCUUCAUGUCCCCCUCGGAGAGCAAGAGCGGCACCAACCUGAACAGAGUCCGGAUGUUUGGACCCGACAAGCUGGUGAAGGCCACCGCCGAGAAGAAGUGGGACCGGGUGAAAAUCGUCUGCACGCAGCCCUACAGCAAGUCCUUGGCAUACGGCCUCUCCUUUGUGAGGUUCCACUCGCCUCCCGAAGACAAUGAGAUUCAUUCCAAAACACCAUCCCCGAAGGUGACCAAACUGGGCCAGUUCAAGGUGAAGGACGAGGACAGCAACUCCGCCUCCAUGAAGCCCGGUGCUCUGUUCUUCAGCCGGGCCAGCAAACCGCAGGCCUCCCCCACAAAAGCCUUGCAGAAUAACCAGCCCUCACCCAGCUACGCUGCUGCCUCCUUGAAAACCAGUGUAUCCAGUACCCCUGACCCAGCACCGUCGGCUGCGGAAAAGCCCCCCACCAAAGCCUCUCCCAAGGUAAAAACAACACUGCGUGAGUGAGCCGGAUGCCAAGUC
Molecule: messenger RNA, 865 nt
Organism: Sphaerodactylus townsendi
Lineage: Eukaryota; Metazoa; Chordata; Lepidosauria; Squamata; Sphaerodactylidae
Gene: XRCC1
Product: X-ray repair cross complementing 1
Exons: 7
Coding region: 95-850 (251 amino acids)
Biological process (GO): base-excision repair; single strand break repair
Cellular component (GO): nucleus
Molecular function (GO): damaged DNA binding
Source: RefSeq, a predicted model, not a curated record